AUGUGUGGCAUAUUUGCAGUGCAUGGACUUGACAAACCUUCAGCCGAUCGUGCUCACUUCAUCGCCUUGUCCAAACGACUUCGACACCGCGGCCCAGAUUGGUCGGGAUGUUUCGUGGGCAAGAACUGCACACUUGUACAUGAACGUUUGGCCAUCGUCGGCGUCGAUACCGGCGCACAACCUUUGGUGAGCGAGGACGGCAAGAUUAUCCUUGCAGUCAAUGGAGAAAUAUACAACCACAUCCAACUUCGCGCGUCGGUAGGGCCUGGCGUCAAGUUCAAGACGCACUCUGACUGCGAAGUCAUUAUUCCACUCUAUAGAAAGUACGACAAAGAUGUUUGCGGCCACUUGGAUGGGAUGUUUUCUUUCGUCCUUCUUGACGAGUCAGAGGAGAAACCUAGGAUUAUUGCGGCACGCGACCCGAUAGGUAUCACCACCCUCUACCAGGGCUGGAGCUCUAAACGACCUGGCGCCGUCUACUUUGCUUCGGAAUUGAAGGCCUUAGUUGAUGAUUGCGACAAGAUUAUCUCUUUCCCUCCAGGGCAUAUUUACGACAGCCGGGAUGGCAGCACCACUCGGUAUUUCACUCCCUCCUGGUGGAAUGGCGACAACGAGGUCAACCCGACGAUCCCCUCCGCGUCCCCCGAUUACAAGCUCAUCAAAGAAACACUUGAGGCGGCAGUACGCAAGAGAUUAAUGUCUGAAGUACCCUACGGAGUGCUUCUAAGCGGCGGUCUAGAUAGCAGUCUUAUUGCUGCUAUCGCAUCGAGAGAAACGGAGAAAGUUGCACAAGCCCAGUAUGAAGCUAGGAAGAAGAAACUAGAAGAAGCCCUUACUCUCGCUGCUUGGCCUCAACUUCACUCCUUCUCGAUCGGCCUGGAGAAUUCUCCGGACCUUCUAGCCGCACGCAAGGUCGCUCACUACCUGGGAACAGUUCAUCAUGAAUACGUUUUCACCGUGCAAGAAGGGCUUGAUGCUAUCCCUGAGGUGAUUUAUCAUCUGGAAACCUACGAUGUUACCACCGUCCGUGCUAGCACACCCAUGUAUCUACUAAGUAGGAAGAUCAAGGCUAUGGGUGUUAAAAUGGUACUCAGCGGUGAAGGAAGCGACGAAAUAUUCGGAGGGUACCUGUAUUUCCAUGCUGCACCAGACAGGGUUUCGUUCCACCAAGAAUGUGUCCGUCGCGUCAAGAAUUUGCACACCUCCGACUGUCUCCGUGCCAAUAAAUCAACAAUGGCAUGGGGACUUGAAGCUAGAGUUCCCUUCCUUGACAAAGCUUUCUUAGAGGUUGCAAUGAACGUCGAUCCCGCGUCGAAAAUGUUUAGUAAGGGCACCGCUCAGGGAGUAGACGAAGACGGCUGUCCGAAGAUGGAGAAGUACAUCCUCCGUAAAGCUUUCGACUGUUCUCCUGGCGGCAAGCCAUACCUACCCCGUUCAAUUCUUUGGCGACAAAAAGAGCAAUUCUCAGAUGGCGUUGGUUAUUCGUGGAUAGACGGAAUCAAGGACCACUCGGCCUCAAUCGUUUCCGACGAAGCCUUCGCCCAAGCUGCCAAACGUUGGCCGGAAGGAACCCCCGAUACAAAGGAAGCAUAUUAUCUACGAGAAAUAUUCGACAACUUGUACCCGACGGAAACUGCGGCUGCAACAGCAGUUCGUUGGAUACCUCGUGGCGAUUGGGGUUGUUCUUCAGACCCAAGUGGAAGGAGCGUCAGCAUACACAACGCAGCCUAUCAGGCAGUUGAUUCGUAA
Molecule: messenger RNA, 1749 nt
Organism: Pleurotus ostreatus (oyster mushroom)
Lineage: Eukaryota; Fungi; Basidiomycota; Agaricomycetes; Agaricales; Pleurotaceae
Gene: ASN1
Product: asparagine synthetase
Exons: 11
Coding region: 1-1749 (582 amino acids)
Cellular component (GO): cytosol
Molecular function (GO): asparagine synthase (glutamine-hydrolyzing) activity
Source: RefSeq, a predicted model, not a curated record